This is a messenger RNA of Seminavis robusta, 753 nucleotides long. The record is from the annotation of a GenBank genome assembly. NCBI's taxonomy places the organism in Eukaryota, Bacillariophyta, Bacillariophyceae, Naviculales, Naviculaceae.
AUGUUUGCCAUCAAUCCUGCUACCAACAUCUUGAACAACUCCAUCGACUCCCGAUCGUUAGGAGUGCAUCAGUACUCGGAAUGGCGUGAAUGGGCCAUGGGUAGCGCCCGUCGCCAUAGUCAACAAGACCUGAUGUCUGAGCACGUUGAUGCGGCUCAAGAGAGACACAUGUACAUUCCCAGUCGCUUGGCUCUUCAAAAGCCCCCUGCUCUGUCGCCCUAUCUUGGCCCUGAAGAAAUGGUAUCACGAGUGGUUUCCUUUUUCCAGAGCGUUCACAACAGCCACGUGCUUCGCCAGCUUCAGAUCGAAGAAGGAGAGCCCUUCCAAUCUUAUCAAUUCAAUAACUACCCUCCAACUGCAGCAGCCCCAGCAGCAGCAGCCGCCACUCUUCCCCAGCAUUGCGAGAACGGCUUUGAUGACAGCUUUUCUUCCAGCACUAGCAACCACGAGGAUAAUUGCUGCAUUACUGAAUUGGGACAAUCGACCAGUUUCUUGCGGGAACAAGAAAAACUCUGGAAUCGAGUCAAGGAACAGCAACAGCAGAAGCAACCUGUCAUUCCUGACUGGCUUCACGAUGUGGCUCGACAAGAGGGACGACGAAUCCGGGUUGUCACGGUUGACAGCAACACAGAAACACGAACAGUCACCUGCAUUGGAUGUCAGAAGCGAAUGUUGGCAGCAGCCAAUGUUCAGAUUGUCUUUUGCCCUGAAUGCGGGCUGACAUUCUGCCCCGAAGCGCUAGCUGCAGAAUAG